Periophthalmus magnuspinnatus is the source of this 4507-nucleotide messenger RNA. RefSeq names its product SH3-domain GRB2-like 3a (gene sh3gl3a). The record is from RefSeq and is a predicted model, not a curated record. Gene Ontology annotation, molecular function: protein binding. Gene Ontology annotation, biological process: synaptic vesicle uncoating. Gene Ontology annotation, cellular component: glutamatergic synapse; cytoplasm; presynapse. Bases 156 to 1367 code for a protein of 403 amino acids. The transcript has 12 exons. NCBI's taxonomy places the organism in Eukaryota, Metazoa, Chordata, Actinopteri, Gobiiformes, Gobiidae.
AGCGCAGCUCAAACGCGGGGCUCGUGUGUGUCUUUCCCGGGGCACGUCCGUGUCUUAGUUUCCCGGGGCCGGUGUGUUUCUAUCCCGGGGCACGUCUGUGUCUGUGGCUCGUGUUUAAGGCGCGUGUCUCGUGUCCACGCGGGGCUCGUGUAAAGAUGUCAGUGGCGGGGCUGAAGAAGCAGUUCCACAAAGCGAGUCAGCUCCUCAGCGAAAAGAUCAGUGGAGCUGAAGGAACGAAGCUCGAUGACGACUUCCACGAGAUGGAGAGGAAAAUUGACGUCACCAACAAGUCGGUGCUCGACCUUUUGUCCAAAACGACAGAAUAUCUCCAGCCAAACCCCGCGUCUCGGGCCAAACUGAACAUGUUGAACACGGUGUCAAAGAUCCGGGGGCAGGUGAAGACCACGGGGUACCCACAGGCCGAGGGGCUCCUGGGGGACUGCAUGCUCCGCUACGGCCACGAGCUCGGGGACUACUCCAUAUUCGGUUUGUCUCUGGUGGACACGGGGGAGGCCAUGAGACAGAUGGCAGACGUCAAAGACUCUCUGGACAUCAGCGUCAAACAAAACUUUAUCGACCCACUGCAACAUUUACAAGACAAAGACCUGAAGGAGAUCACGCAUCACCUGAAGAAGCUGGAGGGGCGGCGCUUAGACUUCGACUACAAGAAGAAGCGUCAGGGGAAGAUUCCGGACGAGGAGAUCCGACUGGCCGUGGAGAAGUUUGAGGAGAGCAGAGAGCUGGCGGAGAGGAGCAUGUUCAACUUCCUCGAGAGCGACGUGGAGCAGGUGAGUCAGCUGGCGGCCCUGAUCGAGGCGGCGUUGGAGUAUCACCGACAGUCCAGUCAGAUCCUGGAGGAGCUGAGCACGAAGCUGCACAAGAGGAUUUCCACGGCCAACGCUCGGCCCAGAAAACAGUUUAAGUCCAAGUCUGUGAGGAGCAGCGUCGAGAGCAGCUCCCACCAGAACGGCGUCUCCUACGGCUCCUCCCACGGCUCCUCCCACGGCUCCUCCCACAAGUCCACAGAUCUGCAGAUUCACUCAGUCAACGGGAAAAACGAUCACGUGACCCCUGACCCCGAGUCCUGGCCCGACAGCCCCGUCACCAACGGCAACCACCCAGGAACUUUUAUUUACAACAUGAUCCAAACAGAUAACGUCGAAGAGUCGGAGGUUCUGGACCAGCCGUGCUGCCGCUCGCUUUACGAUUUCGAGCCCGAGAACGACGGCGAGCUCGGGUUUAAAGAGGGCGACAUCAUCAUCCUCACCAACCAGAUCGACGACAACUGGUACGAGGGCAUGAUCCACGGGGAGUCGGGGUUCUUCCCCAUCAACUACGUCCACGUCCUGGUCCCUCUGCCUCAGUGAGGGACGGACGGCGAGCGGGAGACGGCGUUCGCUCUGGAGGACGCGUGAGGAGCUGAGCGCGGGGUCAGAGGUCACGCAGCUCUGGGAGAAUGGAACGGGAGACGACCGCAAAACGUCUGGAUUUGGGAUUCACUUUGACGUUCACUUCUGUUUCUUCAGAGCUAAUCUGCUAGCGGCGCCAUGCUACAAACAGGAAGUGAUCACGGACGCACUUCCUGGCUCCAGUUGCUAUAGCGAUUAACGGUUUAAAACACAAUACACUGGUCCCCUGGUUUAUCGCGGAAAUCUGCAAAGUAUCAGGUUUAUUUUUGACAUUCUUCUCUCUGUUUUUGCUGUAAAACCCCUCACCACACACUUUAUACACUUUUCUUUAACAUUUUAGUAUCAUAGCAACCAACGAGCCAAUCAGGAGCUAGACUGUCAAAGGUAACGGGAAACUACAGCUAUAAAAUGGGUGAAGGAUGUGAAAAGUCCAUUUUGCAGACGAUGAGCCGGUCCGAGUUUGUCCACACCGGGGCUGUCCAAACUACGGCUCAGGGGCCAAAUGCGGCGCGCAGACCGAUUUUUGUUGGUCCAAUUGAUCAGGAAGUGUUUUUUUUUUACUGCAAAUAUAAAAAAUCCUACCUCUGUAACCUGAAGAACAUCACACUGCAUCGUGACAGACUUAAAAAUAAUCGUCCACGUGUUUUUAAAGGCGUAAUGUCUCCGUCAAACCCGCGUUAAAUCCUCCGUUUGAGUCUCCGGUUGGACGCCCCCGGUCUCUGCUCGUGCACAAAUGUCUCUUUCACAUUCCCAGUGAGUAUUUUCCAGUUUUGUGUUUUUAUUUUUCGUACAAAUUGAAAAUGUGGCGUUCGGAGCUGGUCGUUUCAAACCUCAGUCGUCUCCUGUGAUUCUCUCAGAGCUGGAGUCUCGUCUGUGGAUCGGCGAGGAGGAGGCGGCGUCUCCUGUGAACGUCACUCGUCCGUUAAUGACUCUCCUGUCCAUAUAUUUAUGAAUGAACUCAAACCGAAGCCAUUAAUUAAGUCCGUGAACGUUUCUCCAAAUAUUUCAAACUAUUUUUAAGUCCACAUUUGAAGUAUAUUGUACAAAAAGAGUUUAUUUGAGUCUGUGUUGGGUUAAAGACAAAUCGACUGUGUGUAGAUCUUACGUCAGAUGCCCUCCCACGUGCUGUCCUUAAACAUUUCUGCUGAUUUUUACAGUGUUUUCUGAUUCAUGUCGUGCCUCGUUUUAGUAUUUGCCAUAAAGUUUUUACGUGGAUAUUAACGUCGGCCAUUUUGUCCACGAUCUGAGGUGAACGUGUUCGAUUAUUGAUUUGUUUUUUUAUUAUCGUCUUUACACUGAAUCACGACCGAGUUUUCCUCAUGUUUGACUCUUUAAAUCACUUUUUGCACUUUUUAUUUACAUAUUUACACACGUUUGUCAUCACAGACGCAGAGAGAACACGCAAACUCCACACAGACGCAGGGAGAACACGCAAACUCCACACAGACGCAGGGAGAACACGCAAACUCCACACAGACGCAGGGAGAACACGCAAACUCCACACAGACGCAGAGAGAACACGCAAACUCCACACAGACACAGAGAGAACACGCAAACUCCACACAGACGCAGAGAGAACACGCAAACUCCACACAGACACAGGGAGAACACGCAAACUCCACACAGACGCAGAGAGAACACGCAAACUCCACACAGACACAGGGAGAACACGCAAACUCCACACAGAGAGAACACACAAACUCCACACAGACACAGAGAGAACACGCAAACUCCACACAGACGCAGAGAGAACACGCAAACUCCACACAGACACAGAGAGAACACGCAAACUCCACACAGACGCAGAGAGAACACGCAAACUCCACACAGACACAGGGAGAACACGCAAACUCCACACAGACACAGAGAGAACACGCAAACUCCACACAGACACAGAGAGAACACGCAAACUCCACACAGACACAGAGAGAACAUGCAAAGGCCCUAUACAGAAGAACAAAAUGGUUCACUCUGGUUUCUUGCACUUUUAGGAUCCACAUUUUGAGAGAAUUGUAUCAUUUUUCAAGCCUUUUAAAAUCCUCAGCUUUGUCUCUGUCUCUUUGUCUCUGUUUGUCUCAGUUUGUCUGUUUCUCUCAGUCUGUCUCUGUUUGUCUCAGUCUGUCUCUGUUUGUCUCUGUCUGUCUCUUUGUCUCUGUCUGUCUCUGUUUGUCUCAGUCUGUCUCAGUCUGUCUCUGUUUUCAUGUCCUCGUCCCGUCUCUUCCUGUGGUUUUAUAACUGCACAGAGUUUACACAAGUUUUUAAGUUUUUGAUUAACACGACUGUCACAAAAGAAACGUUUAAAUGUGUCGCUUUUGUGUUUUAUCCUUUGCACUUUUGUCUCAGUCUCUGUUUGUCUCUGUUUGUCUCUGUUUCUUUGUCUCAGUUUGUCUCUGUCUCAGUCUCUGUUUGUCUUUGUCUCUGUUUGCCUCAGUCUCUGUCUCUUUGUCUCUGUUUGUCUCUGUCUCUCUCAGUCUCUGUCUCUGUUUGUCUCUGUCUCUCUCAGUCUCUGUCUCUGUUUGUCUCUGUGUCUCUGUCUCUUUGUCUCUGUCUCUUUGUCUCUCUUUGUCUCUGUUUCUGGAGCUUCAUUUUGCUUCAUCCUGAUUUUUGUAAAACCUCAGAGUUUUAUUUAAAAAGUCGUUCAACUGACAAAUGUGUGAGGAACGAUUUUUCAUUUUUGUGUCUAGAUCUGGUGAGAAUGAAAUUAAAUGUGCACAAAGACAUCAGAACUAGAACCGGACUAGAACCGGACUAGAACUGGAGUAGAGAAGAGAUACUAGAACAGGACCAGAACGGGACUAGGGCGGGACUAGAACAUAACUAUAGAACAUAACUAUAGAACAGUUCUACAUUGGGUCUGAACAUAAUUCAAUAAUCAUGAAAUAGAAUAAUCCAGUUUGUGUCUUUAAAUGUCUCAGUCACUAUGACGCUGUAAACAAAGGUGUUUUUUUUAUCUUCCCUGGUGGAGCUGAUGGUCUGAGGAUAAAUCCACCUCUUCUUUCAGACUUGUUCUUUUUAAACUGUGUGUCUGGACCAAACUCCUGCUGUGAUGUUUUUGUUUGUGCGUAUAAAAGUUUAUUCAAAUAAAAGACUUUAUGAAU